This is a messenger RNA of Pelmatolapia mariae (spotted tilapia), 3245 nucleotides long. It is a transcript of the gene cxxc5a, whose product is annotated as CXXC finger protein 5a. Lineage: Eukaryota; Metazoa; Chordata; Actinopteri; Cichliformes; Cichlidae. Gene Ontology annotation, molecular function: zinc ion binding; methyl-CpG binding. The record is from RefSeq and is a predicted model, not a curated record. Gene Ontology annotation, cellular component: nucleus. The transcript has 3 exons. The coding region runs from base 547 to 1386 and encodes 279 amino acids.
UCCAAAAAUCUAUGAAAUGUGUUUGCAUGUUCCUCUCCGCAAGCGGGGAUGUAGAGGUGGGAUUGCAAGGACCGAGAAAGCUCUGGGAACCCACGCGUUCAGCCUCUGAGAAAGUACGCUUUUCCGAAAUAACUGACGGUGAAUAUUUUUUUUUCUUUUCACAUUUACCAUUAACAGAGAGGCACUCUGUAGGAUUGUGUUCUCGGAGAAGAAGCUUUUUUUCCUCCCCCUGCCCUCUUCUUUUUUUUUGUCACCAUUCUGCACGGCAGGCUGAGAGACGGACCGCUCGGACUGUGGGAGCCCUCCCCUCUGCUCGGAUCUGCUUUGGUAGUUUCCAGAUGGCUCAUGGAAGAGCGUGGAUGAGGGCUGAGCUGUAGUGGGGACAGAGGGCUUCGAGGCCUGCCUGUCGUCGCCUGGCUGACUGCUCCAUUGAGGUGAGGUACCGCUCUCACUGGGGCACAGAACGGACCGAGGAAAGGUCCCUCCUUACUCACCCCUGCCCCCUUUCCACCCUCACCCCCAACCCAGGCACAUACGUUCUGGACCAUGUCUAGCGGGCUGUCGGAGGGUGGCCAGACAGAGGACCUGGAGCGGAGUAGCUGCAAACAGGACUCUCCUGUUAUAGAGCGUCGAAACCGCAGUGGCAUCAUCAGUGAGCCCCUCAGUAAGAGCCUUAAGAACUCCCGCACCCUCUCCCAGUAUACAGCGGUCUCCUCUGCCACCACCAAUGGACACACAGACAAUAGUGAGACUAAGAGCCACCCGGCCAAACCUCAGCCCACCCCGCAGCCCCAACCCACUGUCUCUGCACUGACAGCAGCCAAGUUGGACCGAACCCUAGAACAGGUUCUGGAAGGACAGAAUGGCCUGCUGCACUUUGCCCAGGCAGCAGCACUGUUAAAGCGAGCCGGUAUGGAGCACAUGCUCCUGCCUGGGGGAAUGGGAGUGGGAGUUGGCAGUGGAGACGCAGGCUCGGGGGCUAGCGAUUUGGAGGGUACGUCUGUCACGGACGCCGUAGGUGGUCCUGUUGACUUCCCAUAUGGAGUAGGGGGUGGCUUCCCCUUCAACCCGGGGCUUUUCAUCAUGACGCCGGCUGGAGUGUUUCUGGCGGACAGCGCGCUGCACAUGGCCGGCCUGGCCGAGUACCCAGUGCAGAGCGAGCUGGCCUCUGCUAUCAACUCCGGUAAAAAGAAGCGAAAACGUUGUGGGAUGUGCCCACCUUGCCGACGGCGGAUUAAUUGUGAGCAGUGCAGCAGCUGCCGGAAUCGAAAAACGGGCCACCAGAUCUGCAAGUUUCGCAAAUGUGAGGAACUGAAGAAGAAGCCCUCUGCUGCUCUGGAGAAGGUGAUGCUUCCUACAGGAGCGGCGUUCCGGUGGUUCCAGUAGGACUCCUCCUCCUCCUCCGCUCCCUACCCAAAGCUCUGCCAUGAAGUGCAAUGCCAACUCCUGGAUUGUCUCCGGAACAGACACUGGCUAAUAAACAAGCUAGCAACAAAUAAAAUUAUAGAAAAAAACCCAACAAAAAACAAAAAAACUAAACUAAUAAAAGCAGAAAAAAAGAGGAAAAAAAUCAGCCGGAUAAUGGAUGCACCUACUUAUUCCUUGAACCAAAAAUGAAAACGUAAAGAAAAGCAUCUAUGGCAACUUUCAUUCCCUUUUCUAUGUUUCCAUUUUGGUACCUUUUGUCCUUAUCCCAGCAGGUUUUUUCUGUCGCUUAAACAUGGAACUGCUCAUUGCCAGAAACAGAAAUGACAGACUGAGUGUGGACAAUCAACUAAUUUCUGUGUUUGGUGUUAAUGUUGUUCAUGUGUGGAAAGAUAAAGUACUUGUGUAGAGAAUGUAAAUUUACAGCUAUAUUUUAAAAACUAGUGGCUAAUGGUAAACAUUAUUGUAAUUCUUCACCAUUAUGUUACUCAAAGCCCUCGUCUUCUUUAUGAUUUCAUUUUACUUUCCAGAAAGAUUUAAGUGGUUGUCCUUUGACAGUCAAGAAAAUGUUUCAAAUUGUGGUGCUGUCCAUUUUGGAUUGUAAUGAAACUUUAAAAAAAAAGAAAAAAAAGUCAUGUUAAUGGGCAGAUCACCUGAGAUUCUUCGCUGGCUUGAAGAUGUUGUUCACCAGAGCCGUCACUACUGUAAUCUCCUCAAUCAGCCCUCCUCUGCAUUUCCAAACUGUUCCUUUAGUGAAACUGGCAGCCUUGUUACUGUGGCCCUACUGAGCAUGUGCCAAUACUGCUCAGGGCAAAAGCACUAAGAGACAGCACUUGCUCUGAGUCUACCCUACUGAAAGCACUGGGACAAGCAUUUUUUUAAAUUUAUUUGUUUAUUUGUCAUAUUUUUAUGAUUUAGUUAUGUUGCUGGGUAGCUACAGCUUUUAAAAAUAACCAAUCUUUGUAUUUGUUUAGAAAAUUGGACUGGUUUUGUGAAUAAAAAGGAAUGCAUGUAUUCGUGUCAAAAUUUACAAAUCUGAUGUUUGUCUACUUGUCUAUUUGCAUGUUUUUUUAACAGCUGAUUUUAAAAAAAUGGUUGGACUGACAAAAUAAAUAUUAAGCAUACAUUUUCCACAAAUUAGAAGGAAAAAAAGUUUCCUUUUCUUUUACAAUUGGACGCAGCAGCAUAAUUUUGACUCAAACACAGCUCAUUAAAGUAAAUCAGGUGGUGGUAUGAAUCGCUAAGAUGUUCUUGGGUUGACUGAGAUCUCUUUUUUACUGCCUAUGUAAUACACUAUAUGGACAAAAGUACUGGGAAAUCUACACAUGAAUCCUACAGGAGCAGCUAGGCUGUGAAGGCGCAUGCCAUGAAGCUCCCGGCACAGUGUUUGUGCUGAUGUUAAACCCAGAAGAGCUUUGGAGCUCUGAAGUUAUUGAACCAGCAGAUCAUUGGUGACUUUUACCCACUUUACUUCUUACACUUUAUACUUUUUAUAUCAAUAUUUUUGCCCAUAUAGUGUAUCUCCCUACAGUGGAACAAUGGACCCUUGCUAUGCUAAAAUGUAACCAAAAUGAUUUAAAUGAUGUUUGAAUAAGAUCUUUUUGUUUGCAGUUUUUCUUCAAAUUGCAUGAAACCUCUUGAAGCUCCACGUAAAUGUUAUUUUUUCUUUAAUUCUACGAGGAUUUUUCUUUCUCAACAAGAUCUUUGUGACAUUUGCCCAACGUCUUGACAUUUAUAGUCAGAAAACACAAGCAGAAGUUUUGAAAAUUGUUGAUAUUUGUGGAUGGAUGAUUGCAAGCUCUGUGUCCAGAGCUAUUUAG